Molecule: messenger RNA, 1024 nt
Organism: Anopheles maculipalpis
Lineage: Eukaryota; Metazoa; Arthropoda; Insecta; Diptera; Culicidae
Gene: AIMP1
Product: aminoacyl tRNA synthase complex-interacting multifunctional protein 1
Exons: 2
Coding region: 29-1024 (331 amino acids)
Molecular function (GO): tRNA binding
Source: RefSeq, a predicted model, not a curated record
GGACUCCCUCAGCUCACUAUUGCGGCGAAUGUUUAGUAUCAGCUUUGGCACAAUCGUAAAACGAACAUUCACCGUACCUCGGUUAGUGAAGAUGAGUGAUUUGCAGCGCAUCCUGUCCAACAACAAGGCAGCGGAAGAGCUGCUCGAGUCGCUGAAGCAGGAGCUGAAGACGAUCAAGAAUGAGCAAGUGCAGCGCAAGAUCGCCGUACUGCAGACAGAGAAUGAAACGCUCCGUCGACAGGUGGAUGCGUGUCUGAAGAAAUUGAUUACACUGGAGGUAGCCCACGGCAAGGUACAGAUUCCCGUUCCCACACCGGAACAGGUACGUGCUGGCAGUGGUCCGGUGACCGUUAAAAUGGAACCCGUUGCCGAACCACCAACGGUAGCUAAGGAAACACCCCAGGAAGCACCGGCAAAGGCACAGCAACAGAAUGAAAAUAAGGCACCGAAGGAAAAGAAACCCAAGAAGGAAAAACAGGCGGGCGAGACUAAACAGGCUGCUGGUGCACCAGCUGUCGAGGAACCGCCGGUUGAUGUGGGGCGGCUCGAUAUGCGUGUCGGACGGAUUGUGCACGUUUCACGCCAUCCCGACGCCGACAGCCUGUACGUAGAGAAAAUUGAUUGUGGCGAACCGAAUGGACCGCGUACCGUCAUAUCCGGGCUUGUAAAGUACGUCCCAAUCGAGCAGAUGGAGAACCGCCUGGUGGUUGCACUGUGCAAUCUAAAGCCGGCCAAAAUGCGCGGCAUCUUGUCGGAAGCGAUGGUGAUGUGUGCAUCGUCACCGGAUAAGGUAGAAAUUCUAGCCCCACCGGAGGGUUCCGUACCGGGAGAUUUGGUACACGUAGAGGGGUACCCGCGCGUACCGGAUGUAGUGAUGAAUCCGAAGAAGAAAAUCUUUGAAACGGUCGCACCGGAUCUGAAAACGAAUGGAGAGCUGGUCGCGUGCUACAAAGACGGAUCGUUCGUUGUCCCCGGGAAAGGGGCAGUUAAAGCACAAACGCUGAAAAAUGUACAAGUAAAAUAA